AUGCCUCUCCUCAUUCAAGAAUUAGGAAUUACCCAUUUCGGCACCAGUGCGAAAUAUCUCUCCAUCCUCGAACAAAAUAACAUCUUCCCUCUAAAAGAAAAUAUCAACCUCUCCAGCCUUCGCGCAAUCUACUCCACUGGCUCCCCAUUAGCUCCCUCAACUUUCAAAUACCUCUAUUCCGCAGGUGCCUUCCCACCAUCCAUAAACCUCGGUUCCAUAACAGGCGGUACAGAUAUAAUAUCACUCUUCGGAGCCCCAUCCCCCCUCUCCCCCGUGUACACAGGAGAAAUCCAAGUCCGCGCCCUCGGCAUGUCCAUAACCGCCUACUCCCCCGAGGGUACCCCCAUCCCAGCCGGCUCACCCGGCGAUCUCGUCUGCACCAAGCCCUUCCCCAGUCAACCCACCACCUUCUUCUCCCGCGACUCCGGAGCCGGCGAUAAAAAAUACCACGAAUCCUACUUCCAACAAUUUCCAGGCAUAUGGCACCACGGGGAUUUCAUCAAAUUCUCCCCUGAAACAGGAGGUAUCUACAUGUUAGGACGCUCAGACGGAAUCCUCAAACCAUCCGGUGUACGAUUCGGUUCCGCAGAAAUAUACAACAUACUCCUCAAACACUUCAGCGAAGCCAUCGACGACGCUCUCUGUAUCGGCCGAAGACGUCCAACCGACGAUGAUGAAACUGUAGUCCUAUUUGUGAAAAUGUCACCAAAUCAUAAAUUUGACAAGGAACUUCAAGAUAAUAUCAAGAAUGUGGUUAGGAGGGAAUUAAGCGCGAGACAUGUACCGGGCGUUAUAGAUGAGUGUUUUGAGAUUCCCGUUACGACGAAUGGGAAGAAGGUCGAGGUGGCGGUUAAACAGAUUCUUGCUGAGAGUUUGUUCGAAGCUUGA
Sclerotinia sclerotiorum 1980 UF-70 is the source of this 888-nucleotide messenger RNA. RefSeq lists its product as hypothetical. Gene Ontology annotation, cellular component: cytosol. The transcript has a single exon. The record is from RefSeq and is a predicted model, not a curated record. NCBI's taxonomy places the organism in Eukaryota, Fungi, Ascomycota, Leotiomycetes, Helotiales, Sclerotiniaceae. Gene Ontology annotation, molecular function: acetoacetate-CoA ligase activity. The coding region runs from base 1 to 888 and encodes 295 amino acids.